AACAAAUAAAAGUUAGAGAGAGAAACUCUCACUUAUUCAAGGAUAAAUAUUUUUUCUUGGUCUUGGUGUUGUUAUGGUAUUGUUUGGUUUUGCACACUUAGCUUCCCUCUCUCUCCCUCUCUCUCUCUCUGAUGAAAUCUGACCUUGAAAGAUCACUUCCGGCUUCUCUCGUGCUCUUUGUUAGCUUGCUCUCUUUCUUUCUUUCCUUCUGAGAUCGAAUCUUGUUCAUAGAGAGAAAUCUUUCUUGCACUCAUGAGGAUUAGGAAAAGACAGGUGCCGUUUCCUCUCUCUCCUCUUUCUCCACUGCCUGUCUCAGAUCCCCACUUCAGCCGUUCUCCGGUGGUGCAACUUCAACUUAACAUAAACCCACCUCAGAAUCUCCGUCAACAAGAUCACACACCUGCCUUUUUCGAUCCUCAGUCUUUUCAUCAACAAAAUCAACCGAUCGGAGGUGGAAGCAACCCCCAGGCUUGCUCUGAUGGUUCUGGAGCUCAGGAGCUCAAGAAGGAGGCCAAAGAUUUUCCGGUUUUGUUGCAGAAAGAUGAGAGAGGAGGUGGAGGAGUAGAAGGUGAAAGGAGUAAUAAUACCAGGGGAAGUUUCUUGGUUCCUGAAAGAGAAAUUGUGGUUCAUCAACUAUCAAAUUCGUCCCAUCAAGAAGUCGGGAGGUGGUGUGAGGGAGAGAAAGCAUUUCCAUUAAAGAAGAGGAGAGGGAACUUUGAAAGAUCAAAAGAAGAAACAACAGCAGCGAAAGAUAAGAAAAUGAAGACAAAAAUGAACAAGAAAUGCCUGCAACGAAAUGCCAAUCCAGAAGUAGUAGAUAAAGAAGACAAGGAAACCAAAGAGGGUAUUGAUGCUGCUAAUACCAGUACUGUUAAAAAGAGAGUUAGAGGCGGUGGACUUAUGGAGGGAUCGAGGUGCAGUCGUGUGAAUGGGAGAGGAUGGAGAUGUUGCCAACAAACCCUUGUGGGAUACUCUCUUUGUGAACAUCAUCUGGGAAAAGGAAGGCUAAGAAGCAUGACCAGCGUACGUAGCCGAGCCGUGGCAAGUACCGCAUCAAAGAAGGUCAUGUCAUUCCAGCCAUUACCAGCAAGAACCUCAUUAUCAUCAGAAGAAAAAGAACAAAAACAUCUUUUGUCAGACAAUAAACUUGAUGGCGAAGUUGAAGAAGGCAAUGACGAAAAGAAACCAUUAAUUAUUUCAAAGAAGAAAAUGAAACUAGGCAUAGUGAAAGCUAGAUCAAUAAGCAGCUUGUUAGGCCAAGAAAACCAUGCAAUUGCAGCAGCUGAGAAUAACUUGUAGGACUUGCAGCAAAGUUUGAACGCAGAAUCAGGAUCAUUACAUGUUCUUAUUUGAAAGAAAGUGAAGAAUUGAGGCUCAUAUUGCACCUAGUGCAACAAUUUUUAAGUCAUUUGGUGCUUGAGAUUCUUUAAGAAGAACAAAUGGAUGCUUGAUAAAGUGUUUUUCUUAAUAUAAGUUUCUUUCCAUUGUUA
Molecule: messenger RNA, 1490 nt
Organism: Hevea brasiliensis (rubber tree)
Lineage: Eukaryota; Viridiplantae; Streptophyta; Magnoliopsida; Malpighiales; Euphorbiaceae
Exons: 4
Coding region: 253-1299 (348 amino acids)
Source: RefSeq, a predicted model, not a curated record